AUGCGUACCGGAAUAUUAAGAUUAACGCGUUCGCUGCCCAAGAUGCUGGAGCAAAAACUCGUCGACUACAAUUUCGGUGUGCGUCGCCCAAAGCUGGUUGUGACGAGUUCUGAUAUCCCUUCCGGUUUCAUCGAGCUGCUCCGCAAAAAAUGCGAGGUAACAGUAUGCAACGGAACGGAUCAUGCUGAAAUACUUCGUGCCGUUCCCGGUGCGGAAGGCAUACUGUGGCUGACGGCCGAUCAGCUCGAUGCAAAGACACUCGAUGCGGCAGGAAGCCAGUUGAAAGUGGUUUCAACGAUGACAUCCGGAAUGGAUUACGUUGAUGCCGAAGUGUUCGCCAAACGAGGUGUUGCCUUGGGCCACACUCCGAAAGUGGUUAACGAUCCGGUGGCAGAUAUCGCAAUCGGCUUAAUGCUAGCGGCAGCCCGUCGUUUCCACGAGGGAAGAGAGAAAAUUGUAGCCGGUCAGUGGGAAAUGAGACCUCAGUGGAUGUUGGGACAGGACGUGCCCGGAUCGACGGUGGGAAUCAUUGGUUUCGGUGGCAUCGGCCAAACAAUUCUAAAGCGUCUGAAAGGUUUCGACAUAGCGCGGUGUUUGUAUACCGGUAGAAAACGAAAAGCGGAAGGUGAUUUGGCCGGUGCCACUUACGUGGAUCUGCCUACGCUUCUGAAGGAAAGCGAUUUUGUCUUUAUCGCUUGCCCUUUGACGGGAGAAACGGCAAAGCUAUUCAACCGGGAGACGCUUGCUAUGAUGAAAGCUUCCAGUGUGCUGGUAAAUGUAGCACGCGGCGGCAUCGUCGAUCAACCGGCUCUGGUAGAGGCUUUGAAAAAUGGAACCAUUUUCGCGGCCGGCCUGGAUGUUAUGACUCCAGAGCCUUUGGAUCCAAACGAUCCUUUAAUGAAGCUUCCUAACUGUGUUGUUGUGCCUCAUCUUGGAACGGCGACCAAGCAAAGCCUUCUUGAUAUGUUUGCCAUCACCGCUAACAACGUUUUGUCGGUGAUAUCAGGUGGCCAACUUGUUGCUCCUUUCGUAAAAUAAUUCCCACUGUGCAGAACAAUGUGAGUUUAUAUGUUUUAUGUUAGUUUACACUUUAUUAACUCUCCGAAAAAUACACCAGCAU
Messenger RNA from Anopheles coustani, 1120 nucleotides. RefSeq names its product glyoxylate reductase/hydroxypyruvate reductase-like. Bases 1 to 1038 code for a protein of 345 amino acids. The transcript is spliced from 3 exons. Gene Ontology annotation, cellular component: cytosol. Gene Ontology annotation, molecular function: hydroxypyruvate reductase [NAD(P)H] activity; glyoxylate reductase (NADPH) activity; NAD binding. NCBI's taxonomy places the organism in Eukaryota, Metazoa, Arthropoda, Insecta, Diptera, Culicidae. The record is from RefSeq and is a predicted model, not a curated record.